Cetraspora pellucida is the source of this 243-nucleotide messenger RNA. NCBI's taxonomy places the organism in Eukaryota, Fungi, Glomeromycota, Glomeromycetes, Diversisporales, Gigasporaceae. The record is from the annotation of a GenBank genome assembly.
AUGGGCAAACUCCAAGAAACGCUCGCAGAUUUUAAUCUAGCACUAGACAAUAAUCCAAAAAAUACCUUAACAUUGACUAAUCGUGGAGAUCUUUAUCGACAAAUGGGGAGAUACGAUGAAGCAAUUAUUGAUCUAAAUGAAUCUUUGAUUAUCAGAUCAGAUAAUACAGAGGUAUUAAAUAAUAAUGAAACAAUUCCCAGUCGAUUUGGAACUUGUGAAAAAUGCAAACGGUUUAAUUCUGGA